Messenger RNA from Seriola aureovittata, 1405 nucleotides. RefSeq names its product ciliary associated calcium binding coiled-coil 1 (gene cabcoco1). The coding region runs from base 401 to 1042 and encodes 213 amino acids. The record is from RefSeq and is a predicted model, not a curated record. The transcript has 7 exons. NCBI's taxonomy places the organism in Eukaryota, Metazoa, Chordata, Actinopteri, Carangiformes, Carangidae.
AAUGACAUAUGAGUGUGGGCGGUGGGAACGACGUCAGAUCACGUUCAGAAUCAGUUUGCUAUGUAGUGACGACAGGUCCUGGUUUAUCCGACAGCCUACAGCGACACACGGUUCUCAUUUCUUUAGUAGAACAGCAAGGCUGGUAACAGCGUUUAACUCUACAUGUGCGCUCUGACUGUUCUUCUGAAUUAAGAAUGAACCAUUUCUCCAAAUAUGUUCAUCGCAGUGAAGCUGUCAGUCAGUGGAUCAGAUGACAGACACAUCUUAAAUGUACUGAGGAUAUUUUGAGAAAAGAAGACCCCUAAAUUACCUGCGGUGGCGUCUUUUCCACAGCUGAGAGCGAAUCAGACCCUGUUCAAUCCAGUAAGAACUUCACCGCUGAGGCCGAAGGGCUGUUGCUAUGGCAACGACAAAUAGCGUCAACAUGUCCGGAGGAGCUACGCGUCCUGAAAAUAAAGAGCAACCAAAAGCAAUGGACAGUAAACUACAGAAAGAGGACGCUUUGUUUCCGCAGUGGGAAGCGCUGUUUCUCCAACAAACCGCAGAGCUGCAGCAGCGCGGCGCAGACCACCUGCUGUUGGAACUGAAGGAGAUCCUGGGCUAUAGAAACCAUCAGACCUGUAUGAAGGAAGCUGCCCUCCUUGAUUGCUACGUCUGUUGUUUCUGGUGGACUAAAGAGGCCAAGUUCACCCCCAAACAGGUCGCCUUCACCAUAGCUGUACUACACAUGCUGCUGGAGAACAUAAGAGAGAAACAGAUGGGUUUAGUGGAGAACUUGAUGGAGUUUGCUAAGGCCUUAGCUACUGCCUGCCAAACGUCAGAGGAAGACACCACUUCACUUCUGGACAGAGAUGAAGCCACAGAGCUCAUAUGUUACAUCAGAAACAGUUUGUUUCAGAAGUACAGACUCUACCAGCUUCUCCUCACCACACCGAGAGAGGAGUUACUGACAGGCAUGAAGAGAAACAUUGAGGUGUUCAGUUGUCAGGAUGCUCUCAUGCCGUUGGAGGAAGACAUUUCCAAUCAUAUCUACUUCCAGUAAUCAGACUUCCUGAUAUCCAGAAAAAUGAACAGGUGAUGAUGGCUACAUGGAUGGAUGGACCCAAUGAGUGUGAGCUGUGACAUGUGAUUCCCUUGUUGUCCACAGUGGGUAUUGUCUGGAAUCAUACUAUAUGAACAGUACUACAUUUGUUUCCAUUUUGCUUUGUUUUUCGUUCCCAUCAUUGCCAUCCUUAUUCUGUCUCAUCUUGUUUUCAUUUAUUAGUUCUAUUUAUUUACUCUGUGUUCUUGCUCUGUAAAGCGGCCUUGGGAAACUUGGAAGGCACUAUAAAAAUCUUAUUGUUACCCUCCACAAUCUGUGUUAUUAUACUCAGAUGGAUCAAGUAAAUUAAAAAUAAAUAAUAAA